ACAUAUGCGAAAAGUGGUGAAUAGCCAUAAUCUUUAAUAUUAUUCAACAUUUACGUCUGAAAUAAAUUCGACAGUUCAACUAAUAAGAAUGCUUCAUUUCUAAACGUUUUAAUUUCAGUAAAUGCCGUAUAUAAUGGCGCUGCAAUGAGAAAAUAGGAUAUGGAAUUAAAGCCUUUGUAAGCAAGAAUUAAGCCAACUUAUUAAUAAAUAUUAAACGAACUAUAUAAUAUAACCUCUGUCACUGUAAAAACGGAAAAAUGGCUGCUACGUGGUCCAAAGAUGAUAUUGGACGAAAAUGGGAUCGCUGCUUUGCAGACACCCUACUGAAAUUAAGUUGUGGAAUAACCAUUGGUGGAAUAGUUUCUCUAUUUUUUUUCAGAAGAAGAAUGUGGCCAGUAAUAAUUGGUGCUGGGUUUGGAUUAGGUACGGCAUAUUCUGAAUGUGAACGGGAAAUUAAUACAUUUUCAAAUCAAUAUAAACUUGAAAGUAAAUGUGAAGGAAAGAAAAAGUAGUGCAUAGAAAAUGUUUUAGUGAUCUAAAACAUUCAUUUCAUUACUUAUAUACCCUAGUACAUUUGUAAAGUAGCUACAUCUAUAAUUCAUUUAAAUCUAACAUUGUAUAGAAUAAAAUUCAAUUGUACUUUAUCAUUAAUGAUUUAAAAUAUUGUUUUUCAAUUAUAAUUUAACAAAUUUUGUUAAAAUAUAAAUAUUUUUUUUUUCGUUGCAUUGAUCAUAGAAAAAAGAAAUUAUUUAAAUAUCUAAUAUUUUCAUUAAUGAAAUAUUAUAUUAAAUGAUGGGUAAUUAUUUAGUAAUAUGAGACACCCAUAAUGAAAGAUUAUCGUAAAAUCAAAAAAUAGUAAUACUAUUAAUCAAAGAACUAUAGUAAUAAAUCAUAUUAAACAUAAUAAUAAAUUAUAAAACUUCUAUUGUAAAACUGCUUCAUACUUUUCCUAUUAUAUAACAAGCAAUAGAGAAAUAAUAUUACAGUUAUAAUCAUGAUAUAAUUUUUCUAUUACAAUUAAGGAAAUAUAUUUAUGAAUGUUUAAAACUCUACGUUCUAUCAAUUCUAUUGAUAAUUAUUUUGAUUAUAUAAGUACUGGGUAAAUGACAAAUAAUAAGUUACAAAAUUUAAGGUAACACAAUGUUAAUUAUUUUUGUUAGUACAAGAUCAGAUGUAUUAGUUUUCAUAUUAAUUGAUCUACAUAAUCGCCAUUAUUUUUAUCAUUUUUAUAGUGCAUGUAAAUACGUUUCUUUCUUUCUUUUUUUUUUUUUUUUUUUUUUUUUAAUUAAAUAAAUCUUAUACUUUUAUAAGAAUUGAUCAAUAUUUACUACGAAUUAGUAUAUUAAAACAAUUCACUUUACAAGAAUUUUAACAGAAAUUGCAUAAAUAUAUUAGUAAUUAAUAAUUAAAUUAUUAGUUCUUUCCCCUCAUAGGUAUAUAUAUAUAUAUAGUAUCUCUUUAGUUAGAAUUAUUUUUGUUUGGACAAUGGUGCGUGUUAAUACAGUACAAUAAAAAAUGCUGUUUACAACUCACUUUCUAAACAAAAAUAAAUAAUAAAUACAUGUAUUAGACUAAAACAAGAAAGAAUUAACUAAAAAUUUGUAAAUUUUGAUCAAUGUUUCAAACAGUUUAAAAUAAACUAAAGUGCAACUAGUCAUAACGUGGAUACUUCUAUGAGAAAUUUAUAAAUACAUCUUAUUUUAAUUUGUAAAUAUUUCAUUGAAUUUCUAUUAAAGACAUAAAUAAGUCUA
Messenger RNA from Vespa velutina, 1751 nucleotides. Its product is annotated as MICOS complex subunit Mic10-like. The record is from RefSeq and is a predicted model, not a curated record. Gene Ontology annotation, cellular component: mitochondrion; mitochondrial inner membrane; MICOS complex. The transcript has 4 exons. NCBI's taxonomy places the organism in Eukaryota, Metazoa, Arthropoda, Insecta, Hymenoptera, Vespidae. The coding region runs from base 258 to 512 and encodes 84 amino acids.